Messenger RNA from Vitrella brassicaformis, 985 nucleotides. Lineage: Eukaryota; Vitrellaceae. The record is from the annotation of a GenBank genome assembly.
CUCUUCGUCUCGGCAGGAGUUGAGCGGUGUGCUCUCUUCAUCCGCCUCCACACUAUGCAAACGAUCGGCGGCGGACACGUGGAGAAACAUGCCAGAAACUCAUGAAACUCAUGAAGCUUAUCACACACAUGGAUGGAUGGAUGGAUGGAUGGAUUGUGUGGGUUGCGUGCGUACGCGAGGAUGAAACUGAUUGGUGGGUGGCCACAGAGAGAGAGACGGACCACACACGGACGCCAUCUCUCCCUCUCUCUCUCUCUGUGUGUGUGUGUGUGUGUGUGUGUGUGCAUUCAGAACCACGAGGGCGUGUUAGGCCCCAACCGCUGUCACCUCCCCCGCCUCGUGGGCAUCCUCUCGCGCCUACCCCCAACACACACGUCUCUCUCUCUCUCUCUCUGUGUGUGUUUCGUUCUGCCAGGCCACGAGCAGCUGCACCAGUGGCAGCAGAGCGGCGCCUUCAAGCCAAAGGAGGCCGAGCGCAUCGAGAAGGUCUGGAAGGACAUAGCCGUCCAAAGCGCCAAACAGCACCACCAAGCAGCCACAGCAGCUGCCCACACACCCUCCCCCACCGCACAGCAGACACUGCACCCGACGGCUCCCCACCUGCCGUCCCCCCACCCAUCGCCCGAGGCCUCCCCGCUGCACCCCCAGCAGCAGACUUUCGGCGGCACACACGCAGCCGGAUAAUGACACACACCGACAGCCAGCGUCAUGGUGUGUGGAUGCGUGUGUGGUGUGAGUGGUGGUCCCUUCCUCCAGUCGUCAUUGCAUGUAAACCGACGAGAAAAGGACAGUCGACUGAUUGAUUGGUGCAUGAGCAAGACAGACGUACAAAACGGGUGUUUUGUUUCGUUUCGUCUUCUCUCUCUCUGUGUUGUGUGUGUGUCUGUCUGAGUGUGAGUGUGAGUUUUAAUGCGUGAAUGACUGAAUGGGUGGCUGGAUGGAUGAGUGCGUUCGUCCGUGGCUUUUCUCUGUCUGUCUCUUUUUG